AUGGAUGAGGAAAUUACUUAUGCUGAUUUAAGGCAGCAUGCAGGCUGUUUGUCUCCUGCAAAGCAGCAGCACGUGUGGGCUCUUCCAGCUCGGUGGCUCUUCCAGAAGGUCGGUGUGCUGGGGCUGCUGCUGCUGCUGCUGCUGCUGGUGGGGCUCAGCGUGUGGGUCUUUCAGAAAACAACUCCACCCCCAAGCACUGCCCAGCACUGCCCUGAGACCAGCGGGACCAGGGGGAUGCAGCUGAGUGGGAACGCCUCCAUUGAGCAGUUCUUCUGCCAAUCCACACCGAACAGCUCUGCAGCCCCUGCUGCCUGCCUGCUCUGUCCCCAGUUCUGGAGGCUUUUAGGGGACCAAUGCUACAGGCUUUCCAUGAGAAAGGGGAACUGGACACAAGCUAAAAGGGAGUGUGAAAAUCUGCAGUCUCAGCUGGUGGUGCUCCGGAAGAAGGCAGAGAAGGAUAACCUCAAGGAGAUUGCAGGUGCAGUGAAUCAACCGGUGUGGAUUGGAUUGGAAGUGUCCAAAAAUCAAUGGAAAUGGGUGGACAACUCCUCCUUCAACACCACAGAGUUUGGCAAUCUUGCAUCGAUGGAGAAUCACUGCAGGACCUUCAAGAACACAGAAGUGGAGGACGAUGCCUGUAAUGGUGAACAUGAAUGGAUCUGCCAGAAAGAACCUUUGCAUCUCCAUCCAUAAAGUGUAGGAGGCAGAGGGCAGUGCAGCCCCCCUCCCCAAUGUGUGCCCACCCCAAAAGCCCCAGUCGUUGGGGUGAAG
Lagopus leucura (white-tailed ptarmigan) is the source of this 771-nucleotide messenger RNA. RefSeq names its product killer cell lectin-like receptor subfamily B member 1F. Bases 1 to 693 code for a protein of 230 amino acids. The record is from RefSeq and is a predicted model, not a curated record. The transcript has 6 exons. Lineage: Eukaryota; Metazoa; Chordata; Aves; Galliformes; Phasianidae.